CCGGACUUUCUCCUGCCCCUGCAACAUGCGCCGCUCUUUUCUUGUUUCGUUGACGUGAUGAGGUGCCAUUGAUGGAUCGUCGCUUUUCUGUCCAUCACCCUCAUUGCGUUGGUGGACAGGCAAUAUCCCCUAUAGUACCCAGUCACUCCGUACAGUACAUGCACACACUGACAGGUCGCGUGAGGUGGAUUGCGUGCAUCCAGUGCUCUUUCUUGGUGCUAACCCCAUUGGCGAGCUUUCAGCGUUGCAUUCCAGGUUCUGCUGUUCCGGGCCUUCUUCUCCCGUCGGCAUCCUCUCGCCCAACAUCCCGGGCCAGCUCUGCCAGCCAAAGUCCAGCGGCAGGUGCUCUCGCAUUCGUCAAAUUGCACAAGGUGAGAUGACUUGACCACAGAAGAGGUCUGUGUGGAAGCGUCAUGCAGACAGUCAACACCCACGGCCGUCACGCCAGUCAACCGGGUAUCGGUCACCUCGCGGCCUCCAUUGAAAGUCCCAAUGGCAUGGGAUUAUUGUCUGGAACCGAGCACUUUAUACGAAAUUGCUCCCCAAAAUUGCUUCACCAACACCACACCAGCACCAUCCGUCACCAGGUGUUCCCCAUCAUGCAGGGGGGCAGCCUUCGGUACACCCUGUCCGCUUCGCCGUUUGGGUCGCCCCUCAGGAAGGCUGAUACCCAUGGAAGUUCCCCAGUUGAGUCCAUACCCCGCUCAUGGUGCAACGACGGACUGUCGACUAGCCCUGUUGGCAUUUUGAAGGAUUGCCCCCCUGGGCCUUGAUGGACUCCCCUCUUGAUCCGUGCUUGUUAACCGUCCUCAAGGGUCCGCCGAGGAGCGAUGGCCCGUCAUUGGAAGGGCUACUUGAACACCGGGUAUGCACGCACGGGAGUCUGUGGCCUUUUGCUUUCUUCUUUUGUUCUUUUGGGACUUCUGCCGCACCAUCUGACGACAACCUCUUUGGGCGGCAUCCAGCACACAGCAACACUGAGCAAGGUGGCAACAUCCCACCGAGAGUCAGGUCGCCAUGGCCCAACGACACCGGAUUAGAAAUGACUCGGCCUCGUCCUUUGAGGUCCCAGUUCAUGAGACCCCUCGCUUCCAGAGGGUAUACUGGACUCGGGAGCCUCAUCUACGCAAACUCUAUGGCAUGGCCGCGAUAUUGAUGGUGGCCUCGGCAACGACAGGCUACGAUGGCAUGUUGGUCAAUACCUCACAGCAAAUAGACCUGUGGAGGUACUUUUUCUUUCCCGAACUGAGGGACAAGCCGAAUGGGGAUCCUAUCCUGGAUAGCAAACUGGCCAUCUUGGUCAACAUGUUCAACAUUGGGUCCAUUCUGUCCUUCUUCAUAACGCCUCACGUGGCCGAUACCUAUGGGAGGAGAUCGGCCAUUGUGGCCGGCUGUCUGUUCAUGAUAGGUGGCGGUCUCUUGACUGCAUUUGCCAACGGCUAUGGGAUGUACAUGGGCGGCCGUUUCAUGCUUGGCUUUGGCAAUUCUCUUUCCCAAAUGGCAUCGCCGCUCUUGCUCACCGAAAUCUGUCACCCGCAACAUCGAGGUCCCGUCACGGCCGUGUAUAACUGUCUCUGGAAUGCUGGAGCGCUGCUUGUAUCAUGCAUCGCGUGGGGCACCGCCAACAUCAAAAACGACUGGUCAUGGAGGUCCAUCACCUUCCUGCAAAUCGUGCCGUCAUUGAUUCAACUUACGGGCAUCUGGUGGAUUCCCGAAUCGCCGCGCUAUCUCAUCAACAAGGAUAGACCUCAGGAGGCGCUACACAUCCUGUCCAAGUGGCAUGCCGGGGGAGACAUAAACAACGCCACCGUUCAGUUUGAGUACCGCGAGAUUCGUGAAACUAUCCGGAUUCAAAAGGAGAACGAACAGUCCACCAGCUACAAGGACUUUUUCCGAACCAAGGGAAACAGAUGGCGACUGGCCAUCAUCGUAUCACUGGGUGUUAUCUCCCAGUACAGUGGGAACGCUUUAUUCAGCAACUACAUCGACAUGAUCUACAGGGGAGCGGGCAUCAACGACCAGAACCAGAAGCUGGCCAUGUCCACCGGCAAGACCAUCCUCGAUCUCAUCAUCACCAUCACCGCGGCGCUCAACGUCGACCGAUGGGGCAGACGGCCAUUAUUCUUGGUAGCCAUGGUCGGCAUGGUCAUCUCGUUUCUCUGCUGGACAAUUACCGGAAUUGUUUACGAGCAUAGCAAUCCAACCAACCUCACUGCUGGCUAUGUGCAGCUCGUCUUCAUUUGGGUGUUUGGCAUCUUUUACGACAUUGGGUUUUCGGGCCUGCUGGUGGCCUAUGCUCUCGAGGUGUUGCCUUUCCACCUCCGAGCCAAGGGGAUGAUGAUCAUGAAUAUUACCGUGCAAGCUAUCUUGGCGCUGGGGAAUCAAACAAACAAAAUUGCAUGGGAAAGGCUACCAAAUCACUGGAAUCUCAUGCUGUUUUACACCAUCUGGAACUUUUUUGAGCUCCUGUUUGUGUGGUUCUUCUAUGUCGAGACUAAAGGGCCGACCCUGGAAGAAAUUGCCAAGAUUUUCGACGGAGAUGGUGCUAUUGCUCACAUCGACAUGCACCAAGUGCAAAAGGACAUCUAUCAGAAUACUCCAGACGAUCACGAUGAACUGCCAGGGAGGGCGUUAUAAUUUUUUCGAGACAGUUUUCUUAGUUCACUCCUUGGAUUGGUGCUGCAUAACCGGGCGUUUCAACGGGAUCAUAUUGGCAGGGUUUGGAAAAGGAAAACGGAAAGCAUUGGGGCAAUGACACAAGGCAUUUGGCACACAACUAUGAUACCACAGAUAUUGACGAACUCAGUAAAGAAGGUAGUUAAAUUGAUUUCUUCUAACAUUUG
This is a messenger RNA of Podospora pseudopauciseta, 2843 nucleotides long. RefSeq lists its product as uncharacterized. Bases 1018 to 2637 code for a protein of 539 amino acids. The record is from RefSeq and is a predicted model, not a curated record. Gene Ontology annotation, molecular function: carbohydrate:proton symporter activity. Gene Ontology annotation, cellular component: membrane. Lineage: Eukaryota; Fungi; Ascomycota; Sordariomycetes; Sordariales; Podosporaceae. The transcript has 3 exons. Gene Ontology annotation, biological process: transmembrane transport; carbohydrate transport.